CUGGUUAAUUGGACUCUUGGUUAAAGCUAGUCAACAGCAAAGGCGACUGACACAAUAUUUGCUCUGUGAGAAUUUUCGUUCUGCGUUUCAUUAUGAGUGAAAUCAAGGCAGCUUAUAAGACGUUUCCUGCCAAGGAUGACUUCCCUGAUCUUUCGCAGCAUAACAACUACAUGGCUAAAGCCCUAACACCAGAGAUUUAUGAAAAGUUGAGAGGAAAGGUCACCAAGAAUGGAUUCACUUUGGACGACGUUAUUCAGACUGGUGUGGAUAAUCCAGGUCAUCCAUUCAUCAUGACAGUAGGGUGUGUGGCAGGAGAUGAAGAAUCGUAUGAGGUGUUUGCCGAGUUAUUGGAUCCAGUGAUAGAGAUGCGUCAUGGCGGCUACAAGAAAACCGACCAGCACAAGACCGACCUCGAUUUCACGAAAAUAAAAGGCGGCAAACUUGAUGAGAACUAUGUAUUAUCGUCACGUGUUCGUACAGGGCGCUCCAUCCGGGGAUUUUCCUUGCCACCACACUGCACACGUGCUGAGCGAAGAGGAGUUGAGAAGGCUGUGGUUGACGCCCUGAAUAACCUGGAUGGGGAUUUAAAAGGAAAAUACUAUCCACUAAACAAAAUGACAGAGGCUGAACAGGAACAACUGAUCGAGGACCACUUCUUGUUCGACAAACCAGUGUCUCCUCUUCUGACGUGUGCUGGAAUGGCACGUGACUGGCCCGAUGCUCGCGGUAUCUGGCACAAUGAAAAGAAGAACUUUUUGGUUUGGAUCAAUGAAGAGGAUCACACUCGGGUGAUUUCCAUGCAGAAGGGAGGAGAUAUGGCCGCUGUGUUUGAACGCUUCUGUACUGGACUGAAUAAGGUCGAACAACUGAUCAAAGGAGCUGGUCACAGUUUUAUGUGGAGUGAGCAUCUCGGCUUUAUCCUGACUUGUCCCUCAAACCUCGGCACAGGGCUCCGAGGAGGCGUACAUCUCAAAAUCCCUGAGUUAAGUAAAGACGAAGAGAGACUGAAUAGCAUCCUGAAGAAAUUUCGUCUACAGAAACGUGGCACGGGAGGUGUAGACACCGCUUCAGUGGGAGGAACUUUUGACAUUUCCAAUGCUGAUAGGCUGGGAAAGUCGGAGGUUGAGCAAGUUCAAGCCGUGAUUGACGGAGUCCAGUUGUUGAUUGAAAUGGAGAAGAGAUUGGAGAAAGGUGAAUCAAUUGAUGACUUGAUUCCCAAUUAAACCAUUGGAAUGAUCUCACCGGGAUAUUGUUUUAUCUGAUUUCUUGUGGUUUUUCACGAUUAUUUGACUUAGUGGAGAGCUCAGUUAAAAUAACAUGAUUAUGGAUCACUUAAACUUACAAAAGUAAAUGUGUCAGGAUUCUCUUGUUGUCUGAUUAUCUACAUCUAAAUAAAA
Pocillopora verrucosa is the source of this 1397-nucleotide messenger RNA. Its product is annotated as creatine kinase, testis isozyme-like. Gene Ontology annotation, biological process: phosphocreatine biosynthetic process. Gene Ontology annotation, molecular function: creatine kinase activity. The record is from RefSeq and is a predicted model, not a curated record. Lineage: Eukaryota; Metazoa; Cnidaria; Anthozoa; Scleractinia; Pocilloporidae.